AGGCAUUUACCAAUUAUAUCAUAUAUUACAAUUAAAAUAUAUUUGGAAAAUGCGAAACACAUUAUUUAUAAUUUUUAUAUCAUUUAGUGACAAACACUGACCAAAAAUAACAAUUCAUUUUGUAAUUUAGAAGAAAAGACUUUACCGUAUGUCCUUCAAGCGUUGCUAAAUUCUUUAAUGACACACAUUAACCAAAAAUAACCCUCGUAUCAAUCUCCGAUCAAGCCUCCUCGCUGCAGUCUUAAAUAUAAGCAUGAACGGACGACCGUACACACUCUCCAACACACCGAACCCUGCUGGUUGUGUACAUGUACAUCUCCCGGAUUCAUGUUUCCGCCCCAAACUUGGUGUGAUGUGUGUUGCUCUUUUAUCUGAGCUGCCUCUGUGGCGGGAAAGAUAAGAGGGUUUGAGAAGGCCUUUGAACUGCUGAGCAUCAAUCGCAGAUUUCUCUCCCCUCUAUUUCCUCAUCUGCGGACCUCAAUGUAUUCGACUACCUCAGCCAACCCGAGCAGUGGACGCAAUAAUGAUACCCGACACUUAAAGCAGAAAGUGUUGUGGUCUGUGCAACAUAUAGUGUUUUGCUCUCCCUCUCUCUCUCUCUGUGCUGCUCGUUUCUUUGUCUCCUUAUCCAUUUGCAUGCCAACCCUUAUCAAGCUGGGCUGUCCUUUCUUCAGCCUGCAUCCUAAUUAUGCGUCUCAAAGAGAGACCGGCCGGCCCCCUACAUCUGACAAGCGUCUGAGGAAAAAAAGCUGCAUGUCUGAUGCCUAAAUCCCGUUUUCUCGAAAAAGCGCCCAUCGCUCAAAGCUCACGUAUGUUAGGGGGCUCGAGUCUAACAUGCUCGCCGAAGGAAACCAGGAUGCUGCUUCAAGGGGGGUUCUAGCCCUGAUUCGGGGCUUCUGCGUUCCCCACACCCGCCUCAAAUCGCCACCGCGUACUGAGCACUUUUCUUAAUAUACUCAUUCAUAUAAACACUUGGACUGUCACAUGAAGGCGGGGCUCCCUGUAACUCCACAGUGACGUGAUGAGGCUUGUCUUGGUCAAACCUACCAAUGAAACGGGCCUUCUUGACUCCACCGGGGCUGCGCGCAGCGAAAGGGUGCCGGAUCAUUGCAACGCAAAGCGGCACUCCGCCGCAGGUGAGGCGGGGAUGCAGCAUCGCUACUCGGGAGCCGUCCAUCAGCACCACCACCAACAACACCAUCACCACAGCCACGCGGAGCACAGGGGUGGCCCUAGACAGACCGCGCACCCCUUGCCAAAACAGAGCCAAGAGAACCUGCCCAGCCCUGUCAGUCAGGAAGCACCAGUCAAAAGCCAAGGGAGCGACCCAAGUCUCGCAGACUGUUCCAAACCCUCCCUAAGUCGGCAGCAGAGUGUUGGAGGGGCUGCCAAAACUGCGAAUUGCCAACAAGAUCACUGUUCGUGCAGCUGCGGAUUGCAAGAGCAUCAACAGCUGUUGCAGCAACAGCAGCAGCAGCAUCACAACCCUCCACCUUCCCUCCAGCUACAGGUUCAGCAGCAGCGGCUGCUGAGGAGCAGCCUGCCCAACUGCUGCUUGAGGGGAUCCGCGGAGCUGAGAAGCCAGCAGCCGUCGUCGCUUCUGCAGCAGCAGCACCGUGACAAAGACGAGCAGCGGAAUCUAGCGUGGACGCCUGAUAGAUGCCAGGGAGCCAGGAACUCCGUUUCGCCGCGGAGUAAAAGCAGCCCGCUGUCCUCUGACAGUCGCCUGUGGCUCGAGGAGAAUAAACACAGACACGAAGGCUGUAAGGUGAAUGCGGAUGCCAACAGGCUGAGCCAUGCUGGAUCGCGGCCUUCCCUGUCCCACGGCGGCCCACAGUAUCCUCAGAUAGCCAUGAACAGCUGCAAGUACAAUGGGGGCAUAGUCAGACCACUCGGCAGUCUGGGGGCGUCCCGGAGGAACCUAGCAGAGCUGGACUCUGAGACACAACCUUUGCAGACCCUGCACACUUCCGGCCUGGAGGUGGUGGUCUCCAAAGGGAACGGGGAAGACCCUAGUAAGCAGUCCAGCGAGAACCUUGUGAGGCAAAGACCAUGCAGCGCUCCACAUAAGAAGAACAAGGACAUUGGCUAUAAGCUCGGGCACCGGAGGGCGCUGUUCGAGAAACGCAAGCGCCUUAGCGACUACGCCCUGAUUUUUGGAAUGUUUGGGAUUGUUGUCAUGGUGACGGAGACCGAACUCUCUUGGGGAGUUUAUACAAAGGAAUCCUCAUAUUCAUUUGCACUGAAAUGCCUUAUUAGCCUCUCCACUGUAAUUCUGCUCUGUCUGAUCAUUAUGUACCACGCACGAGAGAUUCAGCUCUUCAUGGUUGACAACGGAGCAGACGACUGGCGGAUAGCCAUGACGUACGAGCGUAUCCUGUUCAUCGUUUUGGAGCUGCUGGUGUGUGCCAUCCACCCUAUUCCAGGUCAGUACGUCUUCACCUGGACUGCCCGCCUGGCCUUCACUUACACCCCGUCUGUGGCGGAUGCAGACGUGGACAUCAUCCUCUCCAUCCCCAUGUUCCUGCGACUGUAUCUGAUUGGCCGGGUCAUGCUCCUGCACAGUAAGCUCUUUACGGACGCCUCGUCACGCAGUAUCGGAGCCCUCAAUAAGAUCAACUUUAACACACGCUUUGUCAUGAAGACUUUGAUGACUAUCUGCCCAGGCACAGUCCUGCUGGUUUUCAGCAUAUCAUCAUGGAUCAUUGCUGCCUGGACUGUGCAUGUCUGCGAGAGAUACCAUGACAAAGUGGAAGUCACCAGUAACUUCUUGGGAGCCAUGUGGCUGAUCUCCAUAACCUUCCUGUCUAUUGGUUAUGGAGACAUGGUGCCUAACACAUACUGUGGGAAGGGAGUGUGUCUCCUUACUGGAAUCAUGGGGGCCGGUUGCACUGCUCUAGUGGUGGCUGUCGUAGCCAGGAAGCUAGAACUCACCAAGGCUGAAAAGCAUGUCCAUAACUUUAUGAUGGACACUCAACUCUGCAAAAGAGUGAAAAAUACGGCUGCUAAUGUACUCAGGGAAACAUGGCUAAUCUACAAACACACAAAGCUUGUGAAGAAGAUUGACCAUGCCAAGGUCCGGAAACAUCAGCGCAAGUUUCUGCAGGCCAUUCACCAAGCUCAGAAACUGCGAAGUGUGAAGAUGGAGCAAAGAAAGCUGAAUGAUCAAGCGAACACACUGGUGGACUUAGCAAAGACACAGAAUGUGAUGUACGACCUGGUCUCAGAGCUGCAGGAGCGCAGUGAGGAGCUAGAAAAGCGGAUCGGUCACCUAGAGGCAAAACUGGACUCCAUAAACAGCAGUCUGCAGGCUCUGCCUGGCCUGCUUUCACAAGCCAUACAGCAGCAACAGCACCACCUGCUGGACGGGCUGACCCAGCGCGGAUUCACUCUCACACGACCCUCCUCGCAGACCUCCGAGCGCUCCUGGGCGUCAUCUGCGCACCGACGGAGAUCACCCUCUACCGCACCACACACGUCCUCCGAUAGCGGCUAGCACGCUCGCACACACUCAGAACCAUACUCUAAACCUACACACACACUCCUACACACCUCUGUCAUCAACUAACACUGCUAAAUAUACUUUUAGUACUAAAACGUUAACAAGAAUGACAACUCCAACACACUGGAAUUAAAUGUAAUAAAUUAACACAUCAUGGUAGAGAUAUGGUUUAUGUUUAGCCAUUGUAUGGCUGUUUAAAGUUAGCUUUUUUGUAAAGCCCUUGUAUAGUAUGGACUGGAUUCAGACUGCAGGGGGUGGAAUGGGUUUAUAUAUAUAUAUAUAUAUAAAGACAUAUAGUUUGGAAAACAGAAUUCAAUGGAGCUAAACGCAUAGAAACAGAGGACUGAGAAGGAAGGAAAAAUGCAAUGUUUCUGAAUAGCAUACCAGCAUGCUUCUUACUGCAGUAUAUAUUUGUAUACAGUGUACGGUAUGCAAGUUUUCUGUAUGCAUUAAAACAACAUUUGUUAGAAAACACUGCGUUGCGUAACACAUCCCACAAUGCAAUGCAUUUGACUUUCUUUUUUUAGCAUAAAAUGUUUUGACAUAAAAAUGAGACUUUUACCCAAAAUUAGAUUAAAAAUUUAAUUAAAUCCCUUGUGGUCCUUGGUCGUUUCAGACCAAAGCAAAAUGUUUUGAAAUGUUUUUUUACUUCGUUAGAAUGGUGCAAAACUUUUGUGACUUUUGUGGCACUUACUGUAAAACAAAAAUGAAAAAAAAAAUGUGGGCAUGGCUAGAUAAAAGGCUAAAUGAAAACUCACAUGUGUGAUAAUGGGAAAUGCAAAAAAUAUGAAUAUGCAGAGUUUGGAGGGGAUAUAAUCUACAAAUGCCAAAAAAUGCUAAAAUGCCAUUAAACAUUUUAUUAACUUGAAAAUAAUGCCAUUUGUUUUCUAAUAGAUGUAUCACUUUAUCUAUAAACAAAUUAGUCAUUUUAGAGGUGAAUCUUGUUUGAAAUAUAAAAAUGCUAAAUAUUAAGGGAUUAAACAUUCAGCGUUGUAACAAUUACACAUUUGAAGAAUAUUGCAAAUUCAAUGGAAGAAGUAGUACUGUAUACAGUAUGUACUGCGCAGUAUGAAGUAAAUACUAAGCUGGUAUUCUAAUCCAAUAAAUACUGUUAUUGAAUUGUCCAGCUCACAGAAGCUGAGGAAGGGCCUUUGGAAGACCGCUAUAUAAAAAUGCGUCCAGUUAUUAUUAAAAAAAAUAUAUAUUUUCAAAAGGAUAAAAAAUGUAGCUGGUCCAGUUUAGCUGAUAAAUGUUUCCACAUUGCGUAUUUUCUUUAUAUUACACUGACCACAUUCAAGGUCUAAUGAAUAAUAUUAUAUGGCCAUUCCACAUUAAAUAUGAUUCUAGCAGUGCUUCCAAAGGUCCUUAAAGUUCGGGACAGCAUGGGGAUGUGAUGGGAAGGAAAUACUGUAUACCCCCUCGCACGUUUCAAUGCAAAUGUCGAAGGAGCUGACCCAUAGGAUGGUUUUCGCUUGAUUUUUCCUUUCUUUUCUUUUCUCAUUUUUUACAGAGAUUCCUUUUUUUAUUAUUUACCUAGAUUUUUAUAGCUUGUAGAGGAUAUACAAGAUGUUACAGCAGAGUGGCAGCGUAGAUGAAAAACAUGCAUUUCUCGAUCAAAGACUUCGACAAAUUCACCUAAACAAAACAUUAGAAGAGUAACGACAGGAGAUGAACCCCGCACUUGGAUUUCAUUACCACUUACACGAUUCGGUUCCCAUGUUCUAGGUUCAGGACGAAAGCAUCAAGAUGUGAUUGUCAUUACGGGUUUGAAAAACAGCAAACUGCCUUUACUGUGUGUCUUUGGCCUUGUUGACCAAGCUGUAGCGGAUUUACAUAAUGCUGGGCUCCAAUAUAAAGAAAUAAAUGAACAAAUCCA
Puntigrus tetrazona (Sumatra barb) is the source of this 5378-nucleotide messenger RNA. It is a transcript of the gene kcnn1b, whose product is annotated as potassium intermediate/small conductance calcium-activated channel, subfamily N, member 1b. The record is from RefSeq and is a predicted model, not a curated record. Gene Ontology annotation, molecular function: calmodulin binding; small conductance calcium-activated potassium channel activity. NCBI's taxonomy places the organism in Eukaryota, Metazoa, Chordata, Actinopteri, Cypriniformes, Cyprinidae. The transcript is spliced from 11 exons. Bases 1022 to 3496 code for a protein of 824 amino acids. Gene Ontology annotation, biological process: potassium ion transmembrane transport. Gene Ontology annotation, cellular component: plasma membrane; neuronal cell body; neuron projection.